Messenger RNA from Ostertagia ostertagi, 402 nucleotides. Lineage: Eukaryota; Metazoa; Nematoda; Chromadorea; Rhabditida; Trichostrongylidae. The record is from the annotation of a GenBank genome assembly.
AUGCGUGACCAAACUCGACGACUGGCUCCAAACCCAUUCGUCAAAAUCUACCUUUUACCCGGCAGAAAGGUGUCCAAUAAACGACGAACGCGGUUUGUUCCAUGCUCGACAAAUCCCGAAUGGAAUCAGAUCGUUGAAUGGCAGGUGUCACCGAUGGCUCUCACGUCGCUGUUCUUGGAGUUUUCAGUCUGGGACUAUGACCGUCUCUCUGAAAACAACGCUCUCGGUCAGGUCAUCGUCAGUCUUGCCGACCACAAUCUCCUAUCGGGCCAGCCCUGUUGGCUAGCCUUGCAACCGUCGGAUGCUCGUCCAACUGUUCAACAACUCAACGCUCCACUCGAUACCCAACGUACGCAUGUCUAUCACUAUAAUCCAGGUACAUUUGCUGAAAUUCCUGCUUAA